AUGCAUCUUCGUGGAGUUUUCCGUGCGGAAAAACUGCCAAGAGGCCAAGGCGCGAUCGGCACCAAGUGGGUGUUCAAGAUCAAGCGCAAAGCGGAUGGAUCGGUCGAGAAAUACAAGGCGCGUCUCGUUGCCAAGGGCUUCAAGCAGAAGUACGGCAUCGACUACACAGAGACGUUCUCACCCGUGGUCAAGUACGUGACACUGCGUAUGGUGAUCGCGAUCACCAAGUAUUUCGACUGGCCACUGGACCAACUCGAUGUGGUGACAGCCUUUCUCUACGGAGUGAUGAAGGAGAAGGUGUACUGCGUGAUACCAGAAGGCGUCGAGAUGGAUGGCGACUUCGACUGUCUCGAGUUGGUGAAGGCGAUCUACGGUCUCAAGCAAGCUUCACGUGUGUGGAACGAGACUUUCGACGAGUUCGUAUGCUCUAUCGGUUUCGAAGCGUCGGCGUUCGACCCAUGUCUCUACAUCAAGGUUGUCGACGGUCACUGUGUGCUCGUGCUGGUCUACGUGGAUGACGUGUUGGUCACCGGCAGCUCGCUCGAGUUGAUUGCGCAUACGAAGGCCGACCUCAAGACGCGUUUCGAGAUGACCGACAGUGGCAAGUGUACUUUUGUACUGGGCAUCGAACUGGUGGACGAAUCGGAUGGCAGCGUGACGAUGUGCCAGCGACGGUAUGUCAACGACAUCCUCAAGCGCUUCGGCAUGGAUGAGUGCAAGGCCACAGCAAGUCCGGUCGACUUGAGCACUCGGCUUGUCGCAAGCAGCGAAGCGGCCAAGAUCGACGUUCCGUUUCGUGAAGCUGUGGGAGCUUUGAUGCACUUGACGACUGCGAAGCGCCCGGACAUUGCGUAUGCUCUGGGGUACGUCUCGCGCUUCAUGGAGAAUCCGCAGCAAGAACAUUGGACGGCGGUGAAGCGCAUCUUUCGUUACUUGCAAGGGACCAAGUCGCACGGACUCCGCUUCCAGCCAAGCGACAAGAUCGACUUUCGUGGCUACUCGGACGCGGACUGGGCCGGCGACCACGCUGAUCGCAAGUCGACUUCGAGUUACACUUUCAUGCUGAUGGGUGCUCCUGUGAGUUGGGGAAGCAAGAAGCAGUCAAGUGUGUCGCUGUCGACGAGUGAAGCGGAAUACAUCGCACUGAGCCUGGCCAUCCAGGAAGGCAAGUGGGUGCAUCGCCUGCUAUGCGAGAUUUUGGCGGCCGCAAACGAACCAGGACCGGACCUCGUCAUCCGUGAAGACAACCAGUCGUGCAUCAAGAUGACGAAGAAUCCGGUGAAUCAUGGCCGCGCCAAACACAUUGAUAUCAAGUACCAUCACAUUCGCGAUGAAGUCAAGCGUGGUGAAGUGAAGCUUGGAUACUGCGAGAUGACGGUGAUGCUGGCAGAAAUUAUGACCAAGGGAUUUACGGACCGCGCCACAAGGACUUAA
Peronospora matthiolae is the source of this 1434-nucleotide messenger RNA. NCBI's taxonomy places the organism in Eukaryota, Oomycota, Peronosporomycetes, Peronosporales, Peronosporaceae. The record is from the annotation of a GenBank genome assembly.